Molecule: messenger RNA, 1995 nt
Organism: Nelumbo nucifera (sacred lotus)
Lineage: Eukaryota; Viridiplantae; Streptophyta; Magnoliopsida; Proteales; Nelumbonaceae
Product: serine--tRNA ligase-like
Biological process (GO): seryl-tRNA aminoacylation
Molecular function (GO): ATP binding; serine-tRNA ligase activity
Source: RefSeq, a predicted model, not a curated record
CUACACACCGGGAGACGGAGACCGCAACGGGGAUAGCCCGUCCUCAAUAGACUGGCUUGUUUGAUUGUUUCUUUGAGGUUUUCUUGCAUGCUACUCUUCAUAUGGCUGGCUCAGCCCAGUUGGAACUCGGUAAGUCGGUAGAAUGAGUUAAUUGAAGAGCCAAGUGGGACGAGUCAAGUUCGGGUUCAGACAAUCCGGAGGGAGCGAUCGUUCAUUUCGCGCCACCAAGUAUUUAGGGAUCUCGAUUUCGAUUAGGGUUUUGGGUGGUCCACUGGUCCGUCACUCUAUCUGUUUCAUCAACUAUUCGCUGCCGCCUUCUGCAGUGCUUACACUAACUAACAGAGAUGCUGGACAUCAAUCUCUUCCGAGAAGACAAGGGCCACGAUCCCGAACGGAUCCGUGAAUCGCAGCGCCGGCGAUACGCCAAUGUCGAGAUCGUCGACGAGAUCAUCCGCCUGGACAAGGAAUGGCGACAGCGUCAAUUCGAGCUUGAUAAUCUGCGGAAGGACUUCAACAAGAUUAAUAAGGAAGUUGCGCGCCUCAAAAUUGCCGGUGAAGAUGCGAGUGAAAUGAUAAAAAAUACGGAUGAGAACAAGCGGUUGACGGCAAAGAAAGAAGUCGAAGUUCAGGAGGCCAGAGCGGCCUUGUAUUCGAGAUUGGAAGUUGUCGGAAACCUUGUGCACGAUUCCGUUCCUAUUAGCGAUGACGAGGCGAAUAAUGCAGUAAUUCGAUCGUGGGGGGAGAAACGGGAAGAGCCUAAACUGAGAAAUCAUGUUGAACUUGUUGAACUUCUUGGAAUUGCAGACAUGAAGAAAGGUGCUAAUGUGGCUGGAGGAAGGGGUUACUAUUUGAAAGGGGCUGGUUUACUACUUAAUCAGGCAUUGAUUAACUUUGGCUUAACAUUUUUGGCAAACCGGAAAUACACACCAUUGCAGACUCCAUUUUUCAUGAAAAAGGAUAUCAUGGCAAAAUGCGCCCAACUAGCUCAGUUUGACGAAGAACUUUACAAGGUAACUGGUGAGGGAGAUGACAAGUAUCUAAUUGCUACAGCUGAGCAGCCACUGUGUGCUUAUCAUCUUGAUGACUGGAUACAUCCUUCAGAACUUCCCGUAAGAUAUGCAGGAUAUUCAACUUGUUUCCGUAAGGAAGCUGGUUCACAUGGUCGAGAUACACUAGGUAUUUUCCGUGUCCAUCAAUUUGAAAAAGUGGAACAAUUCUGCAUCACCAGCCCAAAUGGUAAUGAUUCAUGGGAAAUGCACGAGGAAAUGAUAAAAAACUCAGAGGACUUCUACAAGGAGUUGAAUAUUCCCUAUCAGGUUGUGGCAAUUGUUUCUGGUGCUUUGAAUGAUGCAGCCGCCAAGAAGUAUGAUUUGGAAGGAUGGUUUCCUGCAUCCAAGACAUAUAGAGAGCUGGUUUCCUGUUCGAACUGUACAGAUUACCAGUCGAGGAGAUUAGAGAUCCGAUAUGGGCAGAAAAAGAGCAACGAACAAGUAAAGCAGUAUGUUCACUUGUUGAACUCUACCCUUACAGCAACAGAGAGGACUAUUUGCUGUAUUCUCGAGAACAACCAGAAGGAAGAUGGUGUAGAGAUUCCAAAAGCCUUGCAACCCUUCAUGGGUGGCAUUACCUUUAUUCCUUUCCAAAUCAGUCCACUGACAGAAGCCAAGGGGAAGAAGUCCAAAAGCAAUGGAAAAUGAAACAGGAAGAGAUUCUGGCCCAGAUGACAGUUCAAUUUCUUUCUCCAUUUCAAAAAGGUGUUGCGAGGUUAAAAGAGAUUAAAUUAAAUGGUAAAAAGCCAAAAGGUGACAUGCCAACACAUUUAAAAUGUUGGUUCCAUGCUCUUAAACAUCAUUAAUCAAUAACUACUACAAGAUUGAUUUGAGAUGUUAGAAUUUUGAGAGAACUCCACCGAUGCCCAUACGAGAACUGUUGCGGGUGUUAAAAGGUGAUUAUUAAUGGAUUGGAUGGUAUCAAACGUACCAGUGAUCUCCUCUA